UACGCGGUAGUUUAUUUGUAUUGUUUGGUUAUCAAGCGUUCAGCGUAGUCGAAAGCUACUAUCUCGGCCGCAUUCCUCGCCCCGCUGCCAUUCCGUUCAUUCGUUUAGUUCUCAGUUUGAAUUUGGCGCGCGAACAGUAGCCAUCUCCCGCGCCAUUGACUUGACAGCCACAGUCGAACUCGCCCUGCGGACCGCCGCCCGUGUGAUGCCCAGAACUUUUUGUUUUAUUUUGUUUUUAUUUAAUUCAGUGGUUGUACCGGACUGGUUUUUAUUAAACACGAAGAGACUUUAAGUACAGUUUAAGUGAACAAACAAACAAGGAUCUAAUGGAAUAAACAGUGGUUGAUAGUAACGGACGCUGCACCCACGCCGGUCAUCGUAAGUUGUAGUACGGCGUACUACGAUAUUUAUAAUGUUCGACGAGAGGAAAGUGAAUAUCGAGGGUGUACCCUUGAAUUCGGCGUCAGCAGAAAAACCUGCGGAGGUCGGCGUACAUAUAAACACGACACUAUCGAUAGCGUCUUCCAAGAAAAUAAAGUUGCUAUUCAUACUGAACUUUUUGUUGAGUGUACUGUGUAUGGUGAUAAGUAGUUCCAUAGCUUUUUACUACUGGAAUGAGAUGAUUUCGAUGAGAAGACAACUGGAUUCGAUGAGAGACCAGUUUUUGUAUCAAAGUGUGAAGGAUCACCAGGAUACCAUUCAGCAGAGUGCUUUAACCUCAGUGAGGAGUUAUAAACCAGAGAGGGAACCUCGGAUGGAGGUCAGUGUGGAUGAGUCUAAGCCUAGGAGGUAUUAUGUGGAAGACUUGGGUGAAGAUAUGUUGCUAGUAGACUCAAGCAAAAAGGCAGACAAGACAGAGAAGACUGAUGUCCCUGUGCUAGGCUUACCAAUAUUCCAAAAAGAACUUCUAGUCGCUCAAUUUAAUGGUGCUAUGAAUGAAAUCCACUUGGGAUCAAAAUCAAUAAUUGGUCCCUGGGAGCGUGACAUGAACGUGUCUUCCAAAGGCAGUGAAUCCAGGAUAGAGCUGCAUGCUGAGAAGGACUACGUCACGAUCAAGGAGAGUGGGCUCUAUUUAGUCUAUGCUCAAAUAGUAUACUUAUCCCGCGCCCCAAACUGCUACUUCCUCUGGGCGCGGCAGUCCUCCGUCCCGCGCAUGCUCUCAACCUGCGCCACCGGCGACAACACCUCCAACAAGAACCCCAAGCAAGCGCAGAUGUCCUGCUCUGUACAAACAGUCGCCAGGUUUACCGCAGGCGACACCGUCAACCUCGCGCAGCGGGAACCCAACCAGAUACUGUGGCUCAGGCCCGGCAACUCCUACUUCGGACUUCGAUUCAAGCGGGAUUUUAGAGUUAUUGUGCGAUGUUUGUCCGACAAACCCUCCGAUGGCGAUGGGAAAAAGCCUGAGCAACAGCCAAGUCCUGCAGCAAAAAAAGAAAAGCAAACAGAUUCUAGCACAGACAAAAUCCAAGCACUGUUGAAGAGUAUGAUGUCUGAGCCUUUAUCUAAGGAAGCAGAGUACAGAGCCAACUUUGCUUCGGCUCCAGACGUGAGGCGACAGCGGAAGAAUGAUGAAAUAGAGGUUAAAGUAGAGAAAAUAGAGGAGAGCAUUACAAAGGCAGCGGGUGAAGUUGCACAAGCCAUCGGUGGAGACAUGAAGCAAACAGAAGCAGAAUUACUGUCCAAAGUUCUGGGAAAAAUUAAUCAAACAUCUACGAGUCUUAGUGACCUGUUGGUUGGCAUGAAAGUAGACCACUCAAAAGGUGGUGAAGAAAGAGCCCCUGUCCACAAGGAAACACGAGGGGAGCAAGUAAAGAGAAUCGUCAGGGCUAAAGAGGGGCAACGGCAGAGCACACAGCAAACCAGGCCCAAGCAAGAUGUGAAGACAGUUAGGCCGCCAACUAGGGAACGGAAGAGCCUACCCCAGCCCACCAGCGUCAGCAUAUUCAGCGGCGAGCCGCUAAACAUCUUCAAUACUAAAGAGCACAACUACGGCACCGAACUGCCCGUGUGGGAGGCCCUUAAGCAGCGCGAGGUCGCGCUCGCCACGUCCCAGCAGCCCGCCAACUACUUCCAGAAGAUGGCGCUGUGGACCGAGCAGGGGAAAGUUUGGAUUCCUAUCAAUAAUGAGCAGGGUUUAGAAGAGGAAGCAAACGUCCACUUCUCCGAGCACAUAUUCCUGGACGCGCACCUCGAGGGCUGGUGUCCCGCUAAGGGCCCUAUUCGACACUUCAUGGAACUAGUGUGCGUGGGGCUCUCCAAGAACCCCUUCUACACGGCACAGGAGAAAAAGGACCACAUAAUGUGGUAUAAGGAGUACUUCGAGUCGAAGAAGGACGUGCUUGUGGACGUCGGCGCGUGGGAUGUCGGCAAGUCUAAGGAGGCGACAGUUUAGUAUUUAAUUAUAAGUAGUUAAUUAAUAAAAUUAGUUGAUGUUA
Messenger RNA from Leguminivora glycinivorella, 2438 nucleotides. RefSeq lists its product as uncharacterized. NCBI's taxonomy places the organism in Eukaryota, Metazoa, Arthropoda, Insecta, Lepidoptera, Tortricidae. Gene Ontology annotation, molecular function: tumor necrosis factor receptor binding; structural constituent of ribosome. The record is from RefSeq and is a predicted model, not a curated record. Gene Ontology annotation, biological process: immune response. Gene Ontology annotation, cellular component: membrane; mitochondrial small ribosomal subunit.